AUGAUGACUACUACGUCGAUCCUAACCCAUGAAGGUUGUUCUGCAAUUCUGAUUCAAUACUUCAUAAACUUUGCAUGAUGAUUAAUCACAUGUAUGACUCAUGCUUAUCAUAAAGGCUUUUAUCUGAAAAUCAACUUAUCCAUGAUGAUAGUCAAAAUACUCACCUCUGAAUCGUGGUGACAAAUUUUGCCCCUAUCUGAUAUAUUUAUAUUUUAUGAUGAAAACUCAUCUGACACCUCUAGAACGAGCGUUGCUAUGAUCACAAACCUUUUCUGACUUUCAUACAAUAAAAUUUAG
Molecule: messenger RNA, 297 nt
Organism: Blepharisma stoltei
Lineage: Eukaryota; Ciliophora; Heterotrichea; Heterotrichida; Blepharismidae
Source: the annotation of a GenBank genome assembly